Messenger RNA from Caenorhabditis sp. 36 PRJEB53466, 612 nucleotides. The record is from the annotation of a GenBank genome assembly. NCBI's taxonomy places the organism in Eukaryota, Metazoa, Nematoda, Chromadorea, Rhabditida, Rhabditidae.
AUGAUUUCGUAUCCGAUCGCGCGAGAGUACAUCGACAGCGCGUGCUCCAACGAAGGAUGGGUGGACGCGAAAGCCGGAUGGGGAUUCCGCUACAUGCACGGUAAUGUAUCUUCCAAUUUCGAAUCACUGGAGUGUGUUUUCCAGGUGAUUUCGGCGUAAACAGCGGCCGAGUUCCAGGUGCUCAGACCGCGUUUCGUGCUCUCCUGUGUGCUGCAAUUAAUGCUCUCGAAUACGUGAGCAAAACUCAAAAGCUCUCAUGUUCUUUAAAAUGCUCGUUUCAGGCUGACGCUUCCGAUUCGGAUGAAGGGAAGUCCAUCGUCAUCGCUGCAAAGAACGAUCAGCUAAGAAAAGAAGUGCAUGGCGAGAGAGCGCUUGGAAACGAAGAUCUCUGGGAGCAAAUUGACAAGCUGAUGACUGAAGUUGAGGUAAUUUAACAGAACUUGGAAAAAUUUACGAGCUAUUAACUGUUUCCAGGCCACUUUCUCGACGAUGCCAGCCGACCCGAGCCGCAAUCAAUACUACAGCGCUUCGAGAGCCGCCAGAAGAAUUGCUGGAAUAAUAUCGGAGGAAUGGGACGAUGAGCUAGACUGCGAAUCCGAUGGAGGAUUCUAA